This is a messenger RNA of Mangifera indica (mango), 2273 nucleotides long. Its product is annotated as transmembrane 9 superfamily member 1-like. The record is from RefSeq and is a predicted model, not a curated record. Gene Ontology annotation, cellular component: trans-Golgi network; membrane; endosome. The transcript has 12 exons. Gene Ontology annotation, biological process: protein localization to membrane. Lineage: Eukaryota; Viridiplantae; Streptophyta; Magnoliopsida; Sapindales; Anacardiaceae. The coding region runs from base 90 to 1868 and encodes 592 amino acids.
CAAUAUUAUCAUCACUAUCAUCCUCUAAAAUCUCGACCUUUCAAUCAGCCGAUCUCUACCGUCCAUUCACCCCUCUUCUUCGUCGCGUCAUGCCCUCCUCCAUCUCUUCCGCCGUGGUCCGAUCUCUCUCUUGUCUCCUUCUCCUCUUCCUUCUCUCUCCUUCUCUCGCCUCCGAAUCCGAUCACAGGUAUCGAACAGAUGAUCCUGUUACUCUUUGGGUAAAUAAAGUUGGCCCUUAUAACAAUCCGCAAGAAACAUACAACUAUUACAGCCUUCCAUUUUGCCAUGCGACUGGUAAUCCUGCUCACAAAUGGGGUGGGCUUGGUGAGGUCUUGGGAGGGAAUGAACUUAUUGAUAGUCAGAUUGACAUAAAGUUCCAGAGGAAUGUUGAUAAAAAUGUCAUCUGUCAAUUGGAACUUGAUGAAGCAAAGGUCAAACAAUUCAAAGAUGCAGUUGAGAACAGUUAUUGGUUUGAAUUUUUCAUGGAUGAUCUGCCUUUAUGGGGCUUUGUCGGUGAUCUGCAUCCUGAUAAGAACAGUGAUAUUGGCAAGCAUGUCUUGUACACCCAUAAGAAUAUUAUUGUCAAAUACAAUAAAGAUCAGAUUAUUCAUGUUAAUCUUUCUCAAGAGAACCCAAAGCCUCUAGAAGUGGGGAAUAAUUUAGACAUGACAUACUCUGUCAAAUGGAUGCCAACCAAUGUCACUUUUGCACGGAGAUUUGAUGUUUACUUGGACUACCCUUUCUUUGAGCACCAGAUCCAUUGGUUCUCCAUUUUCAAUUCCUUUAUGAUGGUUAUCUUCCUCACUGGUUUGGUGUCAAUGAUAUUGAUGCGAACUCUUCGAAAUGACUAUGCCAAAUAUGCUCGUGAAGAUGAUGAUCUGGAGACUUUGGAAAGGGAUGUGAGUGAAGAGUCUGGUUGGAAACUUGUUCAUGGUGAUGUUUUCAGGCCUCCUCGCAAUUUGGUUGUGCUUUCAGCUGUUGUUGGUACAGGUGCACAGCUGGCAUUGCUUGUUCUCCUCGUUAUUCUAAUGGCAAUUGUGGGGACGUUGUAUGUCGGGAGAGGAGCAAUUGUCACUACUUUUAUUGUAUGCUAUGCUCUUACAUCAUUCAUUUCUGGUUAUGUGAGCGGUGGGAUGUACUCACGUCAUGGGGGUAAAAAUUGGAUAAAGUCAAUGAUCCUCACAGCCUCCCUUUUCCCAUUUAUGUGCUUUGGGAUUGGAUUUGUUUUGAACACAGUUGCUAUUUUCUACGGAUCGUUAGCAGCUAUUCCCUUUGGCACAAUGGUGGUUGUCUUUGUGAUUUGGGCUUUUAUUUCUUUCCCUCUGGCUCUUCUUGGUACAGUUGUUGGAAGAAACUGGAGUGGUGCUCCAAAUAAUCCAUGUCGUGUGAAGACUAUUCCUCGUCCAAUCCCUGAGAAGAAAUGGUAUCUCACCCCGUCUGUGGUCUCAAUGAUGGGAGGGCUGUUACCUUUUGGCAGCAUCUUUAUCGAGAUGUAUUUUGUCUUCACGUCCUUCUGGAAUUACAAGGUGUACUAUGUCUACGGCUUUAUGCUGUUGGUUUUUCUGAUUCUUAUCAUUGUAACUGUUUGUGUGACAAUUGUGGGAACAUAUUUCCUAUUAAAUGCCGAGAAUUAUCACUGGCAGUGGACAUCAUUCUUCUCUGCAGCCUCAACAGCUGUCUAUGUGUACCUGUACUCGAUAUAUUACUACUACGUGAAGACUAAAAUGUCUGGCUUCUUCCAGACUAGCUUCUAUUUUGGAUACACUUUGAUGUUUUGCCUUGGCUUAGGAAUCCUGUGUGGAGCUGUUGGUUAUCUUGGUUCCAAUUUGUUCGUGAGGAGGAUUUACAGAAACAUCAAGUGUGACUAAAGUGUUGUCAAUGAAAAUUAGACCCGGUUCUUCCCUGAGCAAUUUUUGAUUGUUGACACAAUAAAAAAUAUCAAGAGGAAGCAUCGGGGCUGUAUUUGGUGGGGACCUUCAGGCAUUUACAGAUGAAAAUCACAGGGAUAGUGGAUGGGGGGAUGUAAUUCUUAAACUAGAUGAAAGAGGUAGCCCUGAGGUUUUUCUAAUUUUUUUUUCCCUGGCUGUAGGUGAAAGCCUUUAUUUAGAAGAAAGUCAGAGACUGAUUUGAUAAUGUGGGAAGCUAGUAGCAAUGUGUUAGGGACAACUACCUUUUAUAUCAUUUUUAUUUUUCUGUUCUUCCCAUUACAAUAUUAUAGGUGCCUCUUUUGUAAGGAAUGUCUAGUUUUCACUUUAAUAUGUUUUGUUUGCAUA